Rhincodon typus (whale shark) is the source of this 4000-nucleotide messenger RNA. It is a transcript of the gene nde1, whose product is annotated as nudE neurodevelopment protein 1. The record is from RefSeq and is a predicted model, not a curated record. Bases 45 to 1076 code for a protein of 343 amino acids. Gene Ontology annotation, cellular component: kinesin complex; centrosome; kinetochore. The transcript is spliced from 8 exons. NCBI's taxonomy places the organism in Eukaryota, Metazoa, Chordata, Chondrichthyes, Orectolobiformes, Rhincodontidae. Gene Ontology annotation, molecular function: microtubule binding. Gene Ontology annotation, biological process: microtubule nucleation; centrosome localization; mitotic centrosome separation.
UUGCUUUCUGUUUGAAUGUAGACAGCAAAUUUGGACCUGUUGCAAUGGAUGAUUUGGAAACAAUGGCUUUCAAAUCCGUUGAGGAUGAAAUUGCUUAUUGGAAAGAUCUUGCUAUAAAAUAUCAACACUGUGCACAGAAUACUCGGGAAGAGUUAAUCGAGUUCCAGGAAGGAAGCCGUGAAUUAGAAGCAGAACUGGAAACUCAGCUUGAGCAUGCUGAAAGCAGAAAUCGAGACUUGCUGUCAGACAACAAUCGUCUCCGCGUGGAACUUGACUUGUUUAAGGAGAAGUUAGAGGAGCACCAUUCAGAGAAUUAUAAACGGAUUACUAUGCUGCAGGAUGAGCUCGCUGAGACCACUGCAAUUAAAGACCAGCUGCAGAAAUACAUCCGAGAAUUAGAACAAGCAAAUGAUGACUUGGAACGAGCUAAAAGAGCAACUAUUAUGUCUCUGGAGGAUUUUGAGCAACGAUUGAACCAGGCAAUUGAGAGGAAUGCCUUCCUGGAGAGUGAGCUUGACGAGAAAGAAAAUCUUUUGGUCUCUGUACAGAGACUGAAAGAUGAAGCAAGAGAUCUGAGACAAGAAUUGGCUGUACAGCAGAAGCCAGAUUCAAUCAGGAAACCCACAAGCACUUCUUCAGAUUCUGAAAAUGCAACAGCCCAAACAUCUGCGACAAUGCCUUUGACCCCACUGAUCUGUAAAGGACCCAGCAGUGGGUUCCCCACACCUGCCAUGUUUACAAAAGAUGGUUACACUGGCAGCCCUCUGACUCCAUCAGCCAGGAUAUCUGCACUUAACAUAGUGGGAGACUUGCUUAGGAAAGUUGGGGCUCUGGAGUCCAAACUUGCAUCCUGUAGGAAUUUUGUUUGGGAUCAAUCUCCAAAUCGUGCAACUUUGUCGUCCACUCAGAAUGGAAACUGUGCAAUAAAAGACAACAAUGAUAACAGGGUAUCCAAUGCCAAUUUACCCCAAUAUGACAAAGGGUUAGCCAAAAGGCUGGAGUUUGGGACACUUGCGUCGAAGGUCUAUUCGCAAGCAACUGCAUCACCUCAGGGUGUAGUCAAAAUCUUGCUUUGAACCAUGGUAAUUUUUAAAAAAAAAAAAAAUGUUUUUAAAUGAAUUUUUUUUUUCCAAACCAAGCUCUAACAUUCAGUAGACAUGUUAGUGAAAUGAAAAGUUUGAUUUUUUUAAAUGUAUUUUUUUUUGCUAGUGCAAGGUGAAGAUUAGUUUUUCUAAUGAAAGCUAAAAGUAGAUUUUUCUUUCAUAUUGAAGGUGCUUGGCCCAAAUUUUAAACUAUAUUUAGAAGCACCAUUCCACUAGAGAAGUGGGAUGGAGAGCUCAUUAAGUGGAGGGACUUAUAGUUGGAUCUUUGGAAAUUGGCAAUUAACAAUGGAGUUUUGGUCUCAGUUUUGCACACUUAGAGUUUUGAGCUACAUUUCAGUGAUUACAAUUUUAGCAGAGUCACAGGGAAACUGGCUCAUUGUGGAAAAUAGCCAUUUUAAGAAAUUGAUUUCUUGAAAAUUGAACUUUGUCCAAUUAGAGCUCACUUACUUGGCUUUUCAGUAAUUGGUAGCUUGAAGUUUGGCCUCUUGGUGUGUUUUUUUUUAAAUUUUGAUUUGAAAUUAAGUUUGGUAUAUUUAAUCCACCAUUGUAACCACUGGGACAUUGAAAGAUGGUGGGAUAAAGUACAGGUAGCUCCAUAUCAAUUUGUAGCUACUGAAAGUUCUGUCACGUUUUAUUGUUUAAUUUAUGUCAGCCUUGAAUUGGUAACCUUGAUGGUGUGUAGCACUUAACCAAUUUACUUUUCCCAAACAUUGUACAACUUGUGUAUCAAGAACGUUUGGAUACAAUAAUGCACCUGUUCUGUAUCAUUUUGGGGCCCUUUUUUGGCCAAGGUUAAAAUUACAUUUAUUAAUUUGUGAAGUUGCAUAUUUCACACAUGCAACUUUUUUAUUUCUGUAUAUGUAGUAUAGUCCACAUGCCUUUUCUAUAACAAUUUGAAUUAUUUUCUGCAUGCCUUUGGAAGCAUAAAUCAAUACUUCUGUUUUCACCUUUGUAAAUAUUUGCUCUGUUAUGUGUUCAUCCAUCUUGUUAGAUCUUAAAGUCCACAUUUGUUCCAUUUGCUUUUAAAUGCCGAUCUGUUUCCGAAAUUAUUCCUGUCCUUAAUUCUGCUUUAUGUAAAAACUGCUGUGUACUCGAGUGUGUAGAAAUGUUACAACAUUUAAAUGCAAUCCUUUUACCAUAUAAGCUGAACAAGAGUACUUUUGUUUCACAAAAAACCCUUUGCAAUAGAAAGAUAUUGAAGUGAUUGCCACGUUACUACGUCUAGCUCACAAUUGAAAUACCAUGAUGACCAUUGUAAGGACACUUUCAUGAGUGAAGUAUAACUUAACUCUGCUCUGAUACUACCAGUAUAGUGUUCUGUUUCUGUAUAUGUUACUGCUUAUAUCUGGAGAUAUUGGUUCAAAAAUUGACAAAGUAGAAUUUACUGAAGAAUUUUCAUGUGGUUGCCAAGAGAAACUCAUCUUGUUUUAUGUUUUUUUUUAAAUAGAGUGCACAAGAAAGUACAGCAGGUCAGUUGACUUCAGUCAGUUGGAGUGGGUGAGGUUUAGAGCUGGUAAGAGCAGUUUGAGUAUCCAUUUAAUCUGUCACACAGGAUAGUUAUGAAGUUCUUUAGAAUUGGUAUAUUUGAGCUGAGAAUGACUUUGUAGAAGUGUUAAGUAGAUAAAGAAAAAAUGACUGAAUAGUGCCUUAAUGAUUGUUAGUGCCUUUUAAUUAUGGCAGAGCUUAUUUGGAUUCUGUGGUCAAUCUAUGCCUGAUUACUGAAAAACUGGUUAAUCUACGGACUUAAUUCCGAGGAAGAGUAAUCUAACUAGCUGCUGAUGGACAUGAAUUUGUCUGUUUUAUUCUCUAGGUAGUGAAAGAGCCACUUCACUGUUUAAUUUUAGCACCAGUGAACAAAUAGCUGAUGCACAUUAUUUCUCAGCUCAAAUCAAGGAUGUGACCCUGGGGAGGUCUGUCUACAUCUAUUACUGGGAUAAAGCCACUGCCUCACAGAAAGAGGGUGAUAUUUUCUGGUCAGAAAAGUUAAUUAACCAAAGCAAAAGGGUGCAUUUAGGAUCACCAUGAACUUUAUUAUAAUCCUGAACUGCAUAAAAAUUAGGGGAAAUCCACCAGGAGGUUCUGUUCCCUGAACUGUGCUGUUUGUAUAUUUGCCCAAUACAAGCUGGUUUGAUAAGGACCACCCAGUCUUAGAAAGGCCCAGACACUGUCUCUCGUAGGGACUUUGAGAUUGGACUGUGCUUCCUUUUGAGCAAGUGAUUAGAUUUUUGGUACCUUUGUGAAUUUUAUUUUGACUCCAUGCAGAAUGUACUAAUAUUUUGUCUCCGUUGUAGAUUCUGUUGUUUUGUUUUACACUUUAGUAAUCGAUCUCCAUGUUGGAGAAUGGAGCAUUUCCAGUUCUUAUUUUCUGCCUGGUGCCUAUGUUUUGACUCCUCCGCACUGCUGCAUGGUGCCUUAAUCCCAGCAUCCUGUGACGUUUCCAUUUUCCAGGCCAGAUCUUGUGAUUGUUUUGACUUAUUUGACAUAAAUAAAAAUUAAAUCAUCACAAGGUGACAUGUUGCAGGCUAGUUAUAAUGGUGGUUUAGAGGCAAAGGAUUUUUGUUUUUGCAAUACACAAUGGUGUAGACAUGCUCUGGAUUUGACUUGGCAACAGGAAGCAAAAGUGAAUAUGGUUGCUAGGAGGUAAAGAAGGGGAUGUACGAAUGUUUUCACGCCUUUUAAUGGCAGUCUGUGAUUUACCCAUCUUAAUCCUGUCUGGGGUGCCACAUUUCAUUACAUUGUGAAGUUGUGGGUAGGAAUUAACUUACUGUAUACUAUUCCAGAUUUGGGUCAAUGUUUGCUUCUAUAAAAUGUUGCCAUAUCCAGGAUUAUAAUCUGUCUGUAAUCUGAUUGUGCGUUUCUCAACUGAGUCAACUGAAAUAAAAUGAUCAUUUACCAUU